Molecule: messenger RNA, 2629 nt
Organism: Apaloderma vittatum (bar-tailed trogon)
Lineage: Eukaryota; Metazoa; Chordata; Aves; Trogoniformes; Trogonidae
Gene: WFS1
Product: Wolfram syndrome 1 (wolframin)
Exons: 7
Coding region: 2-2629 (875 amino acids)
Biological process (GO): endoplasmic reticulum unfolded protein response; calcium ion homeostasis
Cellular component (GO): endoplasmic reticulum; endoplasmic reticulum membrane
Molecular function (GO): protein binding
Source: RefSeq, a predicted model, not a curated record
AAUGAAUUCAGAGCCUGAUCCCCCCUCAAGUCCCUCUCACCCCCAGCUGCAUCUUGGAAGGUCCCAGCUAAACGCAGCUGCUGGGGACCAUAGUGAGAACAGUCAGAAAUCUGGACCCCCUUCAGGAAAUUCCGCAACUUUUUCUUCUUCAGUUCCUGGUUACUCCCGUAGCAGGGAGAAAGCUGAAAAAAAGGAGGGCAUGAAGGAAGAACCUGAAGUGCUAUUUGAGGAACUGCUUGAGCGGGCCAAAGCUGGAGAACCAAAAGCACAAACGGAGGUGGGGAAACACUUCUUAAGAUUAGCAGAAGAGGAGGAUGAAGAACUUAACAAUUGUAGUGCGGUUGACUGGUUCAUCCUUGCUGCUAAGCAAGGUCGAAGAGAAGCUGUCAAACUGUUGCGUAGGUGCCUGGCAGACAGAAGAGGCAUCACUUCGGAGAAUGAGCAAGAAGUGAAAAAUUUAUCAUCAGAGACUGACUUGGAGAGAGCUGUGAGGAAAGCUGCCUUAGUCAUGUAUUGGAAACUAAACCCCAAAAAGAAGAAGCAAUUAGCAGUUUCUGAACUACUGGAAAAUGUUGGGCAAGUUGACAAUGAAGAUGGUGAGAAGCAACCUGGCCCAGUCCCAAAGUCCGUGCAGAAGCAGAGAAGAAUGCUGGAGCGAUUAGUGAGCAGUGAAUCUAAAAAGUUUAUUGCUUUGGAUGACUUUGUUGAAAUUACCAAGAAGUAUGCGAAGGGAAUCAUUCCAUCUAACCUGAUUAUGCAGGAAGAGGAAGAUGAUGAACUGGCAGGGAAGAGUCCUGAAGAGUUACCCCUGCGACUGAAGGUUGUAAAAUACCCGCUUCAUGCCAUUAUGGAAAUUAAAGAAUAUCUUAUAGAUCUUGCAUCAAAGGCGGGAAUGCAUUGGCUGUCUACCAUUGUUCCAACACACCAUAUUAAUGCUCUCAUUUUUUUCUUCAUCAUCAGUAAUCUGACAAUUGAUUUUUUUGCCUUCAUUAUUCCAUUAGUCAUAUUCUAUUUGUCCUUCAUUUCUAUGGUGAUUUGCACACUGAAAGUUUUUCAGGACAGUAAGGCUUGGGAAAACUUCCGUGCUUUGACUGACUUACUGCUUCGUUUUGAACCAAACCUAGACGUUGAGCAAGCUGAGGUGAACUUUGGAUGGAAUCACUUAGAGCCAUAUAUUUAUUUUUUACUUUCAGUAUUCUUUGUCAUUUUUAGCUUCCCUAUAGCAAGCAAAGACUGUAUACCAUGCUCAGAGUUAGCUACCAUCUCAGUUUUCUUCACGGUGACAAGUUACAUGAGUUUAAGCACGAGUGCAGAACCUUACACACGAAGAGCAUUAGUAACUGAGAUAGCAGCAGGUUGCUUAUCCCUCCUGCAGGUAUUACCUGGGAACUUUGGCUACUUGAAAUUUCUGGGUAAAACCUUCUUUACUGUUCCUGUGGGCCACUUCUUUGUGAUAAAUGUAAGCAUCCCAUGCCUUCUGUUUUUGUACUUGUUCUAUCUUUUCUUUAGAAUGGCGCAGCUACGGAAUUUUAAAGGCACCUACUGCUACCUGGUCCCGUAUCUGGUCUGCUUUAUGUGGUGUGAGCUCUCUGUGGUAAUCCUGCGGGAGUCCUCUGGCAUUGGGCUAGUUCGUGCAUCGAUCGGUUAUUUUUUGUUUCUCUUUGCACUCCCAGUGCUGGGUGUGGGUAUUGCGUUGAUGUGUCUUAUUCAUUUCAUUAAGUGGUUUGUGUCUCUAGAGCUCAUGAAAAUUGUAGUGACUCUGGUUUUAUGUGCUGUUCCUUGGCGCUUCCGAUGGUGGGCAAAGGUUAACUUCUCUGUAGUUGAAGUGGUUAAAUCCCUCACGCGAAGCUCGAUUGUGAAGCUCAUUCUGGUGUGGAUUACAGCUGUCGUGCUGUUCUGUUGGUUCUAUGUGUAUCGAUCAGAGGGAAUGAAAGUUUACAACUCUACCUUGACAUGGAAUCAGUACGCUUUCCUCUGCGGGCCCCGGUCGUGGAAGGAGACAAACAUGGCACGUACGCAAAUUUUGUGUAGUCACCUGGAAGGACACAGGGUGACGUGGACUGGGCGGUUCAAAUACGUGCGUGUGACAGAAAUCGACAACAGUGCAGAAUCUGCAAUAAACAUGCUUCCGCUUUUUAUUGGCGAUUGGAUGAGAUGCUUGUAUGGUGAAGCCUACCCUCUUUGUGACCCCAAAAACAUUACACUGGAGGAAGAAGAGCUGUGUCGUCUCAAGUAUUUGACAAAGCACAACUGCCACAUGAAGAUGUUUGAUAGGUACAAAUUUGAAAUAACUGUGGGCAUGCCUUUCAGUAGCAAAAACGGAACCAAGCCUAUAGAGGAGGAUGAUAUAACCAAAGAUAUCGUGCUGAAGGCAAGCAAUGAGUUUAAAAAAGUGCUGUUGAACUUGAGGCAAGGGAGUAUAAUUGAAUUCAGCACGAUUCUGGAGGGUCGGCUUGGCAGUAAAUGGCCUGUCUUUGAACUGAAAGCAAUCACUUGCUUGAAUUGCAUGUCUAAACUCUUACCUGCAGGGAGGCAUGUGAAAAUAGAGCAUGAUUGGAGGAGCACAGUGCAUAAGGCCAUUAAAUUCGCUUUUGAUUUUUUCUUCUUCCCAUUCCUGUCAGCUGUAUAA